This is a messenger RNA of Lethenteron reissneri (Far Eastern brook lamprey), 2925 nucleotides long. Its product is annotated as sodium/potassium-transporting ATPase subunit beta-1-interacting protein 2-like. The record is from RefSeq and is a predicted model, not a curated record. Lineage: Eukaryota; Metazoa; Chordata; Hyperoartia; Petromyzontiformes; Petromyzontidae. Gene Ontology annotation, biological process: regulation of sodium ion transport.
AUGGGUGGGAGGCGAGGAGGAGGAGGAGGCGGGUCUCGCGCGUCUCGGCGAUGCGCGGCCCGUGGGCCGGGUCGCGUCGCUGCUGGAUGGAGGCACCCACUGCACCAAGAUGCCCGCGUCGCUGUCUCGGCUGAGCGAUCCGCGGUUAAACCCGGAAUCAGGGGAUCAAUAACAACAAUAACAACAGCGUCCUCGUCAACAUUCACGACAAACAACGACGACGAGCACGAGGGAGAAGUGGAGGAGGAGGAGGAGGAGAGAAUCUCAGCGGUGCCGGGAGAGAGAACGAGGAGAGUGAACGAGGAGGGAGGAGGAGAGAUCAUGGCGAGGUGCAGCGGUCGCUGUUCUCUGCUGUUCGUGUGCGCCGUGCAGCUGGUGGUGACGCUGGAGCGCCAGGUGUUCGACUUCCUCGGGUACCAGUGGGCGCCCAUCCUCGCCAACUUCCUGCACAUCCUGGCCGUCAUCCUCGGCCUCUUUGGGGUCCUGCAGUUCCGCCCUCGCUACCUGGGCCUGUACGCCGUGUGGACAGUCCUGUGGCUCACGUGGAACAUCUUCCUCAUCUGCUUCUACCUGGAGGUCGGCGGGCUGUCCAAGGACAGCGACGUGCUGACGCUCCACGCGUCGAUCCACCGCUCGUGGUGGCGCGAGAACGGCCCCGGGUGCCGCGUGACGCCCGUGGAGCCGCCCCCCGGCCGGGAGAGCCGUGGCCUCGCCUACAUCUCGGUGCCGGGCUGCCUGCUCGAGUACCAGUACCUGGAGGUGGUGCACGCCGGCCUGCACAUCGUCCUCGCCCUGAUGGGCUUCGUCUACGCCUGCUAUCUCAUCAACGCCUUCACCGAGGAGGAGGACAGCUUCGACUUCAUCGGAGGGUUCGACUCGUACCCGACGUCCUACCAAGCCCCGCAGAAGCCGUCGAGUCUGCAGCUGCAGCCCAUGUACAUGUGACCUGCUCCGCGGGGCUCGCCGCCCAACACGCUCAGCCGAGUGAGACCCGCUCGCACGCACGCAGCUCGCGCGCGUGCCUGUGGACGUCGGAGCUCACCACCAGCCCGUCGGCCGUAUGGUCGCCACUUCUGAGACACAACGAACCGAGACUCUUUGCCAGAAGGAUAACAUCUCACGAUUCCGGAAGAGCGGGAGGACUACGUGUAAAAAUGCGUCGUCUCGAGCGGUGCGUCGACAUCGCUGCUGUUGUUAUUAUUGCACAGCUGACACAAAGCGGGAGCAUUCAUGUCUCGGGAAGACCGACAUAUUUCAUGGGGACGGCCACUGCGACGAGAGGGCGCCCGAGGCAAACCGGCACAGGCGGCAACCUCGAUUGGACAUGACGGGCAGAAGAGUUGGUGCCUGCAGAUGUCGAGCGCUCGCCGGCGCUCGUCGAGAGAGAGAGACGGAGCAAAUGGCGGGGCGUGCAGACACGCCGAGGGCGCUGGAAGCGACGCGUGGACUUGCGAGCCGUGCGAUCGAGGCAUCGCGAGAGGUCGGCGACACGGCUUCCCCACCUCCCGAGGUGGAUCAUCGUCGUCAUCCUCAUCAGUCCAUGUUCCACUCAAUUCUGGAUAAAUGCCUCCCCCCACCAAGGCGUCGUUGCAUCUCUCGGGCUUGCGACGCAACAACCCAUACGGCUCCGAAAUUCGCCGCCGCCGCUCCUCCUCCGCCUCUGCGGCGGACGUCCUCUCGGGGCGCGUUCCCCUCUUCCUUUGGCCGCCACUCCGUCGUCAGUCUCGACCAGUCGGCCCUCAUCGGGCCGCGACGCGUCCUGGACUUGCGCGAUGGCAACACGCCGUCGCGUUGGCGACACGCCGUCGGAAUUCCGCACGGCGCCGGGUUCAUCUCUUUGAAAGUCUGUGAUCGUGUUUCCUCGUCGAGGUGUUUUGCCGAGAUCGUCGUGUGCUGUCGUUUGGUGUGCGCAGGUCUUUAUGAUUACGUGGCGCGAGAGAGCAGCGGCAGUCGGGUCCGUGUUAGGAAUUCACCACCAUAGCCACUUAGCAGCAAAAUAUAAGACCCUCGUUAAUGAAUAUUAGCCGGCCACCCUCCACGUCCAGCGAGAACCCGUGCUGAGGCUCAUCAGAUGCGUACAUUCAGCUGCUUCAUGUACGUACCGUACGUUGAACUUCUUUCGCACCAUACGUAGCCAACCGUGCUAAUCGGAGGUGUGGGGAAGGACAACAAACUAAACGCAGUUCCAUGUAGCAGGUAGAGGUGCAUCCCUGCAAUACCUUGCUCACGUCACUGCCUGUGGAAGGGAAUCCACUUAGAUGGGACUCUAGAGAAGAGGGUAUUUGAUCUACAUGCCAUGGGCAUGUAGAUCAACCCUGCCCCUGGCCCAGCUUGGCCCCGAGCCAGAUUCAGAUGCCGUCGUCUUCACUUCGCAUUCAUACCGCGUUUCCCAAGAAGUUAGAUCUCAAGUUGGUCCACGACAAGGGGGAAUGCCCCCCCCCCCCGCCUCACCCCCCCCUGGUGGCAGCUGUCCCUUGAGGCACAAGGAGAAGUCGUCACCGGCCAGCGGGUGGGCAUUGCUCUGGCAGACGCCGUCUUGUGAGGCCAGAGCUUCACAGUUCGGCUCUGGCUCGGCUCGGCAAGCGGUGGGCGAAGCAACACCGUACGUACUGUGCGGGCCCUGUACCGGUGCGGCUUGGAUGUGCCAUUGGAGAAGAGGUACACGUGACCUUACGUUUCCGCUGUUACCAAGGUAACCAUCAUGCGCGAUGCUGCAUCAUGUUCCCAGGACUAGGGCCGGAUUAAGUCUAAGGUGGGGGGCCGAGGACUGGUAUAGUUUUGCCUGCCACCCCCCACCCCCUUUGUCCAUUCUAUUAAUUUCCUUGCCACGCCCAAUGAUGCCAAACACUUCCAUUGUUGUCCACCCUGUUUAUUCUACUUGUAACUAUUUUAAAAAAAAACGCGAUGCAGAAAUUGCGAAGCAAA